Klebsormidium nitens is the source of this 2438-nucleotide messenger RNA. Lineage: Eukaryota; Viridiplantae; Streptophyta; Klebsormidiophyceae; Klebsormidiales; Klebsormidiaceae. The record is from the annotation of a GenBank genome assembly.
GAGAAACCCUGAUAUUGAAGCCUGCGCAAUCUCUUCCAAGGGCGCAAUCAGAUUUCUUGCAAGACCACGGCCAGCACUGGCAGUGGCAGGCAUCUGGUUCUCAUUCUCUUCGUUCUGGGCAGAAUUUAUGAGCAAGCAGGUGCUCAAUGCGUUCUAGCUGGUAGAGGAACGAGCUUUCCCGCCUGGAGGCUCUUUGAAUGGGCUUCAGAGGCGCACAAGAAUUUUUGGAGGGCGCGUCAGCAGCGCCUUUUGGUUCUGUUCAGAGGUCGGGGAGCUAGAUCUAAGCAGACCUGAUCGUGACCUCAUUUUGAGCUACGAUUGGCAGCGGCAGCGGCAGCGGAUGUGAGUGAGGUCAGUGUGAGGUCAACGGGAAGGAUGGUUGCCACGCGCUCCCAAUAUCAAGCUGUGGCGAACGGAGACCCAGCUAUGGCAAACGGAGAUGGUGGAAAGCCGGCUGCGCACGCAGAUCUGGAGACGCCCGAGACGCCAGUCAACAUUCCAAUUCAUAGACGCAUCCCGGACUACCUGCAGUCAGUCAACCUUUCCCACGUCCGACGUGGGUACCACCUGCUCAUCACCCACGCUGUCACGCUCCUGGUGCUGCCGCUGUUCCUGUCAGUCGGAGUAGAGGUCCUGCGGAUGCGGCCAGCGGACAUCCUGCAGCUUUGGGAGCAUCUGCAGUUCAAUCUGGUCAGCGUUGUGGUCUGCUCCGCCGCGAUCGUGUUUGGUGCUACCGUGUACUUCCUCUCUAGGGCUAGGCCGGUCUAUCUGGUGGAGUUUGCGUGCUGUCAGCCAGAAAUGGAUCACGAAGUAGAUCGGGACUACUUCAUCAGCGGCACUAAGUGGGCAUUUGCUGGCAAUGAGAAGGCGAUCGAUUUCCAGAGCAAGAUCAUCUGGCGCUCGGGCCUAGGGGACAGCACAUUCUUGCCAAAGGCUGUCAGGAACCGCCCCCCAAACCCUACGAUGGACAUGGCGAGGAGAGAGGCCGAGGAGGUCAUGUUCAGCACCCUGGAGAACCUUUUUGCAAAAACAGGGGUGAAGCCAAAGGAGGUGGAUAUCUUAAUCGUCAAUUGCUCUCUCUUCAACCCCACGCCGUCGCUGUCAGCCAUGAUAGUGAACCAUUUCAAGAUGAGGGGCAAUGUCAAGACGUACAACCUUGGGGGCAUGGGGUGCAGUGCUGGGGUGAUCUCUAUCGAUCUCGCAAGGGACCUGCUUCAGGUGCACCGCAACUCGCUGGCUGUUGUCGUCAGCACAGAGAACAUCACUCAAAACUGGUACUUUGGCAAUGACAGGUCCAUGAUGAUCCCCAACUGCCUGUUCCGCAUGGGGGGUGCUGCGAUGCUCCUCUCGAACCGCGCGCGCGACGGCUGGCGCGCCAAGUACGAGUUGCUGCACACGGUCAGGACCAACAAGGCGGCGGACGACCGGUGCUACAACUGCGUGUUUCAGAAGGAGGACGAGGCUGGCAAGGUCGGGGUGUCGCUGUCCAAGGAUCUUAUGGCCAUCGCGGGGGAGACCCUGAAGGCCAACAUUACGACACUGGGCCCGCUCGUCCUGCCCCUCUCGGAGCAGAUCCUAUUCUUCGUCGUGCUCGUGGCUCGGAAGCUGUUCAAGAUGAAGAUGAAGCCGUACAUCCCGGACUUCAAGCUCGCGUUCGAGCACUUCUGCAUCCAUGCGGGGGGGCGCGGCGUCAUUGACGAGAUGGAGAAGAACCUGCAGCUGCGGGAGUACCAUACGGAGCCGUCCCGGAUGACGCUCUACAAGUGGGGGAACACGUCAUCGUCGUCGAUAUGGUACGAGCUCGCCUACUCGGAGUACGCGGGGCGCGUUCGCCGAGGGGACCGCAUCUGGCAGAUUGCUUUUGGCAGCGGGUUCAAGUGCAACAGCGCCGUCUGGAGGGCGCUUCGGACGAUCCAAUCGCCGCCGGACAGCGUGUGGAUUGGCACGCAAAAGCCUGCUGUCUUUCCUAGUUAGAAGCCAUGUUGGUAGGAAGGCCCAAUUCGCCUGUAUCGUAUGUCGAGAAGGUGUGUAAUGCCCGCAUGAUGAAUUUUUUCAGGUAGGUUGCGAUUGGCUGAAUAAAGAGAGCAACCGGCUCAAUUGACAGUGUUGCUCUUAGAAAGUUUAGAUAGAGUUGAGAGGGUUUGGGCUUGUGAAAAUUGGGAUGGUGCUUUUGUUGGUAGUCUAACAGCGGCUAACACAUACCGAAGCUGCGCAGUAGGCCGUUCAGGUAUGGAAGUCCACCGACAAACCAGUGUUUGUUAGUUUUGUGGUGUCAUCGAUUGAGCUUGUUUCAGCAAGGGCGGAAGCUGCGGCGGGCUAGCUUCUUUGCAUCAAUGCUGGCACGCUUUUGUCUGAAGUUUGUUGAUAAGCUUCUAAACCGCGCCUCAACUGGCUUCGUCAGGAAGGUGGGCUCGUCAUGAGUGCAGGCUGAGAGGGGC